Messenger RNA from Carassius carassius (crucian carp), 978 nucleotides. RefSeq names its product SPRY domain-containing protein 7-like. The record is from RefSeq and is a predicted model, not a curated record. Gene Ontology annotation, molecular function: protein binding. Bases 198 to 788 code for a protein of 196 amino acids. Lineage: Eukaryota; Metazoa; Chordata; Actinopteri; Cypriniformes; Cyprinidae. The transcript is spliced from 6 exons.
UCUGAAUGCGGCCCAACGCAGUAUUGGACUUCCCGAGCCGGCGAGCACCCCCUUGAGGCGGAACUCUCAAAACAGCGUCUCAAAACAGCACCAGUCAACACUGAUUUUUUUCCUCGGGGAUUCAUUGUAUCCUGGAAGCGUUGUGCGCUCUUCAGUUUGACGUGUGUAACUGCACUUCCGGCGGUAUCUGCGCUAGAAUGGCUGCAGUGUUUACGUGUUGUUUGGGCUGCUGCGGGGAUGGCGGACCGGGUCAUGCUCCCCUCAAAGAGAUGCCCACCGUACAGCUAGACACGCAUCACAUGGGGACGGAUGUGGUCAUAGUGAAAAGUGGGAGGCGGAUCUGUGGAACUGGAGCCUGUCUCGCCAACGCCCCUCUACACCAGAACAAGAGCUAUUUUGAGUUCAAGAUCCAGUCCACGGGUGUUUGGGGGAUCGGUGUAGCCACUCAGAAGGUGAAUUUGAACCAGGUGCCACUGGGUCAAGACAGUAACAGUUUGGUGCUUAGAAACGAUGGCUGCAUAUACCACAAUAAUGAGGAGAAGAAUCGGUUACCUGCCAACAGCCUUCCUCAGGAGGGGGAUAUAGUGGGGGUGACCUAUGAUCAUGUGGAACUGAACUUGUACUUAAAUGGAAAGAGCAUGCACUGCCCAGCCUCAGGUAUUCGAGGGACUGUGUUCCCCAUAGUUUAUGUGGAUGACAGUGCCAUCAUAGACUGCCAGUUCAGUGAUUUCUACCAUACUCCACCUGAAGGCUUUGAGAAGAUUCUGUUUGAGCAGCAGAUCUUUUGAAUUGUCAGCUGUGUGUGCAGAAACACACAGUCUCGAGCUGAACUGUGUGUGUGUGUGGCAGCACGUGGUUCGAUUUCUUUGAAUGUUGCUUCUGCCUUUGCUGUUACUACUGCUGCUCUUGUCCAUUUGGAAGAAAAACCAGGCUUUAUUUCUGUCUCUCUCUCUCUCUGUGUGUGUGUGUGUUUGAGAA